GUGGUUACCCAGGCAAAUAAUUACGUCAAUGAAAGACGUUUUGCUAUGUAUUCGCGAAUUUGGGUUUUCCUAUUAAUAUGGAAGAUAAAUUGUCGAACAUUUACUCACAAAAUGUAUCUUACCAAGAACUAUGGAUUAUUGCUCCUGUUUACAUUAUUAAUCACAUUCAUGGCACUUCAAUUAAAUCAUCCGAUGUGGUUUAGACACUUUCGUAGCGACGCUACUUUGAGUAGACAUUGUGUGCCUGCUGUGGUUCAACACGACAUGUUAAAGUUGGCCUACGAUGUUCAUUUGAUACAAAACUUGAAUGUUACGCAUUUUCUUCUAUACGGAUCGUUAUGGGGUGCGUUGCGCAUUAAUAAACCACUACCUUGGGAUAACGACGUUGAUUUAGGAAUGAUUGCAGAUGGGAGAUUCGUACAACUGGCAGAGAACGAAUUUCUCAAGAUGUUUCAAGAGAAAGGUAUUAAAGUUACGAACAAUAUGCGACAGAAGUCAAGUUUUAAAUUCGAUCGAGAUAAUGGGGCUGUAGAUUUAAUGAUAUACUAUGAUUAUGGCGAGUGGAUGAAAAGACAAGGAUGGGAAUCAUGGCUGCUCACCAUACAUUACAAUCUACAUCAUACCUUUCCAAAAAAAUUGAUAGAAGAUAAGCCAUUGCCGCAAACAAAGUUUGGAUGGUUUAUGAUGCCAAUACCAAGGCAUGGUAUCGAAAUUAUGAAGCAUAUGUAUCGGUAUGACUGGUGGAUUACACCCAAACAAGAAUCCUGCUAACUGGUUUCUAAGACAUCGUCAUCAUCCACGGUCGUUGAUCUUUCAAGCGUCAAACGUGUGCGUUCCGCGCAUAAAUUCUUAAACUUAUUUAUCCCUUGAACAGUUUUGAUCUCAAAUCAAAAACUGAGAUGGUAGCAGUAUCACUGAGUAUAGUUCUACCUUUACUUUGUAAAUAGGUGACAUUAACGUAACGCAAACAUCCCUUAUCGAAGGUAACGACGAGAGAUUUUUUGCUCACGUUAUUACAAUUCUGACGCAACAAUUAAAUUGAAAGUUUUAGUUUGUCAUUUGUAGUGUUGGCAUUGGCAGUGCAUCUGUUUAUUGUCAAAUAUGUAACACAAAAUGUAAAUAUGUCAACAGCAAAAGUAACUGACUAAUAUAAGUAUGCUAUAUGCUUUGAUAUUGGGCAAAAAAUAACGUUAAAUACAUGGUUCUACCAUUCAGGUAAGAUGUA
Molecule: messenger RNA, 1225 nt
Organism: Xenia sp. Carnegie-2017
Lineage: Eukaryota; Metazoa; Cnidaria; Anthozoa; Malacalcyonacea; Xeniidae
Source: RefSeq, a predicted model, not a curated record